UGUCAUGUCAGCGUUGAGCUGAUGUUGUGGUUCGUGGCGCUGCUGCCUCCUAUUCCUCUUCUCCUCCCUGAGAGGAAGGAGACAGAAGAAGUCGUGACUCGACUGUCAGCGUGACGGUUGGCGACAGCAGAUAGCGGCCGUCGUCCGGGAGCGGAAGCAAUCCUGUCGUCUGAGGAGGCCGGGAGCUGUUGGGGGUGGGGGGUCGGUUGUUGAUAAACGGGGCUUUCCCCCCACCCCGGGGAGCACGCGCGUGGACUGGGACCCCCCGGCGACUGCAGCUGGCAACAUGUACAGAUUCCGAAAGUGGCUGUACAAGCCCAAGAGAUCAGACCCACAGCUGCUUGCCCAGUUCUACUAUGCAGAUGAAGAGCUAAAUCAGGUUGCAGCUGAAUUGGAUAACUUAGAUGGACGUAAAGACCCACAAAGAUGUACGCUGCUGGUCAACCAGUUUCGUUCCUGCCAGGAUAACGUGUUAAACAUAAUUAAUCAGAUCAUGCAGGAAUGCAUCCCAAAUGAACGGGCAAAUCGGGAUUUCUGUGUCAAGUUUCCAGAGGAAAUACGGCAUGAUAAUCUGGGAGGACAACUUUGGUUUGGAGCAGAGUGUUUAGCUGCUGGUUCAAUUAUCAUGAACCGAGAAAUAGAGAGCAUGGCAAUGCGACCUUUGGCCAAAGACUUAACCCGCAGCUUAGAAGAAGUGCGAAAUGUUUUCCGUGACCAGUGCCUGAGAGACUUGAAUGUCUAUACUGACAAAAUGAAGGAGUCCCUCAAACAAUUUGAUGGCUUGUUUGCAGAAUUUGAACUAUGUUAUGUCUCUGCGAUGGUACCUGUGAAAUCUCCUAAAGAAUACUAUGUACAGCAAGAAGUCAUUGUUCUCUUCUGUGAAACUGUUGAAAGGGCCUUAAAGCUUGGAUACCUCACACAAGAUUUGAUUGAUGACUACGAGCCAGCAUUAAUGUUUACAAUUCCUAGACUAGCUAUUGUCUGUGGUUUGUUGGUCUUCCCUGAGGGGCCAUUGAACUUGGAACGCAAGCUAGAAGAUAUGUCUGACCUGUUUAGACCAUUUCGCACACUGUUGCGAAAGAUCAGGGACUUACUACAGACAUUGACAGAAGAUGAGUUGCACACACUUGAACGUAACCUGUGUAUAUCCCAGGAUGGUGAAUUUGCUGCUGAUCCAGAGGUACCCUCUCCCAUUCCUCCACCUGUGGUUCCUGAUAAACUCAUUCAAGAUAAAUUGUGUGUAAAAGCUGAAAAUACAGAGGCUGAACUUGCAUGUUCCAUGCAGUAUGAUGAGGAGGAGCUGGAGCAGCUUAAUUUAAUGGUACACAGGGUAGGGGAUGAAAUGUCCUGCCUGCUCUCUCCACCAAGUGUCUGCCAGUCACCAGCUCAUAAGACUGUACCAAAACAUAAUUGUAACCCAGAGGUCUCAACAAACCUCAAGCUCUCUGGUGCGAAACGUGAAGCUGAAGAAGAGGAACGGGUAUUUUUCAUGGAUGAUUUGGAUGGUGCAGGUGAGACCUUUGCGGGAAUGGACACUUCAAGGGAAUCACUCACUUUAGUUCAUGAUUCUUGUCCACCUGAUCAGGAAGACAUGUUGUCUCUUUCACAUGAUGAUGAAAGCAUGGGGAAGGAUAGUUGCAGUGAGCAAAAUUCAGAAGCAAAAGAGGUACUACACAAACCAAGCAAUAAUGAUUCACUACCUCUGCAAGGACAAGCCAAUCAAAAGAAAAAUAACACAGCAGAAAUGUAUUGUAACUGUUUGGAUGCAUCUGAAUCCAGUUCUUACCUCAACGGUUGGACUGCAGGUACUGAUGUACAACCAAGUGAAACUGCAGAAAAAAUAGCACAUAGGACUGGUGGAAUGAAAAUUUCUGCAACUGUUAUCUUUAACCCCAAAUCUCAGUCCAUCUCUUGCUCCUCUGAAGCUGAGAGUAUAAUAAAUUGUGACUCAGUCUGCUGUCAGGUUCCUUCAGAUGACUCCCCGAAGCUAUGCCCUGCUGACAUGAAAAAUGGAGUAAAUCAUUGUGUUCACCUCACUGUUACUCCGGAUGAUAGAGUUGACAACAGCUCUGAACCAGUGGAGGUCAGUUCAUUGGAAGAGACUGUAGAUGUUGCGGAUUCUAGUUUUCUUAAAGGAGAGGGUCAGCCACAUAAAAGUAACAGUGGAUCACCUUCACAGGAGAGGACAGAGAGUGACAGUCCAGGUGAAUCAUGGACAGAAAGAGCCAUCAGCAAACGGGAGCACAAAACCUCAAAAUGCAAGUGCCUGGCACAGUCCUCAGGAAAACAGACAGAAAGAGGAGGGCAACAAACAAAAGUGGAAGUAUAUUGCCAGCAGCGAAAGAUGGAAAAGAGGAAGCAGUCAGUUGGAGGGAAGGCGAGUAAAGAAGAAGCACACAUUAAAGGCAGUGUGGUAAAAGAUGAAUCAGAGGAAGAUGGGAAAGUACAAACUGUUUCUCACCUGUCAGAGGGCCACAGAACUAAGCAGAGUUCUCAAGAUCCCAUCCAAGAUUCUCCCAUCAGCUCUGUAUCCAGCAGUGAUUGUGAAAGUGUUUCUGUCACAACUUGUAGUCUUUCCAGCACGUAUACUCCAAGCCCUGUUGGCAGUCUCACAAGUUCUUACACUUCCGAGGAUGUAGAUCAAGAGGAAAUCCAACUGGCACUUUUGGCUGCCAAAGUUGCUACGAGAGAAAAGAUUCGAGCCCGUUUCCAUAGCAGCAAUGAUCUUAUUCACAGGCUUUUCGUGUGUAUUGCAGGUGUUGCUGAUCAGCUACAGACUAACUAUGCAAGUGACCUGCGAAGCAUUCUUAAAACCCUAUUCGAGGUCAUGGCGACCAAGUUACAAUAUGAAGGCAGCAGGAUAGAAAAGAAAGGUGACCAGACAUUGAGAAGUCCUGCACUUGAAGAUUGUGCUUUAUGCCGGGAAAGUGUGUCUGCCUCUGAACUGGCUGACAAGGCAAGAGAUGAGGACCUUGAAGAUCCUCCAGAAUGGGUUCCAGAUGAAGUCUGUAGUUACUGUACCGCAUGCAAGGCACCAUUCACUGUGAUUCGAAGAAAGCAUCAUUGUAGAAGCUGUGGAAAGAUCUUCUGCUCACGUUGCUCUUCUCAUUCUGCUCCCUUACCUCGAUACGGCCAGAUGAAACCAGUCCGGGUCUGCACACAUUGCUACAUGUUCCAUGUGACGCCCUUCUACAGUGACAAACCAAGCAUCUGAUAACUGCUGAGUGAACUGCCUGGUUCUGGCACGUAUGAACUAGCUCAAUAUGGUCGCAACUGAUGUUGGAUGCCGGCAGUGAGAUGUGUUGGCAUUGUUUGUUUUUAGUUAGAAUGGAAAUUUGGAUAAGCCAUUCUUAGAGCCAAUGAGGUAGUUCUGGGAGAAGCAGCAACUCCAAGUAGAAAUUUUUGUACUGACCUUUUUAAAUGCAUUUUGAUAAUGAGCUGCUGAAAGGAAGUGCGGAGCUUCUUUUGCUGUUCCACUGUAGUAUGGUCUUCCACAAAUUUGUAUUGAAAUUAUAAAAGUAUCCUAAACUGAAGGAAGGCACAUGCAGGGGUGGUGAGGUGGGUUUGAGGGGGGUGCUCAUGGUGGAAGAAGAACGCUGUCUGAAGGGCUUGCAAUACUUGAUGACCUUAUGUUUCUGUGUCGCAUAAUCAUAAUGGUUUAAAUGUUGGGUGAAGUUCAUCUGAUCAGAACAGAAAUUUUCCAGAUCUUUAUUUGAGAUGAGCAAAGAUUCUUUUCAAAUUCUAUUUGUAUUGAUUAAGCAAAGUCAGUCAUUGUCUGUCAUGCAACAUCAAUGCCACUGUUAAAGUUGCUUUGAGCAAAAAUCACCCACCUUGAAUGCAGUGACACAAGAUUUGUACAGUUUUCUUUUUGACAUUUUAUCUCAUGUUUUUACAGCCAAUUUAGAUCUCUUACUGUUGAGGAGCAAGUGAUGAUAUUGCCUCCUGUGUGUUGAUGUGGGCAGCAAGGUGACGAGUAGAUAUCCACACUAUAAAGUGCUCAAUCUCAGCUGUACUGUUGUGGAAAUGUUGGGCCAACAGACACCAACUCAUUCACGGAGGGAUGAGAGGGCAUCUAGAUCUUGGGUGAUUUGCUCAAUGACGGCUGCUGCAUUCACGUUUGGGAAAGGAGAGCAUUCCAGUGUGUUCAAGAGUUUGGAAUUGUAUAUAAAUAAGUUUGUGUGGCUGCAAUGGGAAGUCUUGGGCAGGCUUCUUGCCAAAUAUAUUUUUUCUUUAAAGGUGACAAGACCAUUUGUGAGACACAUACUGAACUGAACCAACCAGCUGAUAAACUUAGUAAUCAAAUCUGUGAUGACCACAUGUGAGCAUGCUAAAGUUCAAAUUCCCUCCUCACAUACUGAAAGUCGUCAUCACAUUUCACUCUGAAGAUUUUUUUUCUCAGCCAGAUACAGUCUGUGGUCAUUGAUUCAGUAACUCAGCCAAGUAUUUACUCUUCAUUUGUAAAGGGAUACCAAAUGUUCACUCCUCCUCAUCCCUACUUCUAGAGUGAGAGAACAAUUGUUGCAUCCCUACUAUAGCUGCUACAGCCAAGAUCUAUAUAUAAGCCCUGGAACCCCUGCCUCCAUGUCUCAGGAGUACACUAGCCAGUGCCUUUGCCUAUAAGUAAUUCAAGUGUCAAUAAUCUGGGUGUUCAUUCAGUUCUGUUCCACAUACUUAACAACAAAUGAAUCUCCUUAAUAUCUAACUAUUUGAAGGAUACUCAGAUAACUGACUUGUCCGGAUUUUGUCAUCACCUGUCAAUGUACAACAAUCUCUCGUGGAAAAGCAUUGAUGUUAAAGAGGACAGGAUCACGGACAAUACCAGGGGUUAGGGGGACUACCUCACCAAGUGGAAGGAUAACCCACCAGUGGGAAACUAAGACUGGAAGUCGAGCUGGUUAGAAUACCAUAAAUACAUCAUUUGAUAUGUUGUAAUAUAAAUCCCUUCACCAAUUAAAUGUCUAACAACUACCUAUAUUCUAUAUUUAUACUAAUUUUUCCCACCACCCCAGACACCCAUUAUUUAUAUAUAGAUUCUCUAUCCUUACAAGUUAAAGGUCUCUGCUAAAGACUUACUAUCUUAUCAAUAAAAUACCCCAUGAAACUGAAGAUCUACAGUCUUGUCUGUCAUUGAAGAUCUGAAGAGACUCCAGUGUCAGGGCUGUGGUCAAGCAAGAGAUACCUUGAAUCCCUAAAAAUUUCAUAAGAUAGUCAUUCUGUUCAAACCAUUUUCCUCCCACUCCCAUUAUGAAACCAAAAUAGAAGGGUUCCACUCCUCCUCUAAACUCCUUGAAUUCUCAAUGUAAAUAACUGUAUUUCAACGCCUUUUCUGUUCAUGCUGUCUCCAAAGACUUGUUAUCAUCCUGGAACCUCACCAUCACGUUGACCACCGCAAUCUAUUUCUUCAUGAAAAUCAAAUCUGGUUUCCAGAUGUGACCUUUGUUGUCUGUAAGUCGUAUGUUGUCCAAUCAUAUUCCUCUAUAUACUGUUGUAAAUUUGGCAACAAUUUUAUUGUGCCUCUUCAUCCAUGUAUUCUUGAUGAAUAGGCAAAGACCUGAAAUGUGUAAUUGUGUUUCUAACAGGGACCUGCACAUUUUGCACUCUUUCCAGGCAUGUGGCCUAUCUCUGGAUAAUACAAUCCUUGUAGGGAACAAAUUACAGCAUAGCAACAAUCCAUUAAUCAGUCUUGAUGACUUAAUAUUAUGUGCUGGUCACAUCCAAGAGCUUGACACUGUAUCAUGUUUAAACUAACUGACCCUUGCUCCUUGGCUUUUAAUUCAAUCAGUUUAGCCAUCUCCCAGUAUCCAAAGAUGUGCAGGCUAGGUAGAUUGGCUACACUAAAUUACCCGUAGUGUCCAGGGAUAUGCAGGCUAGGAGGAUGAGCCAUGGGAA
Molecule: messenger RNA, 5889 nt
Organism: Rhincodon typus (whale shark)
Lineage: Eukaryota; Metazoa; Chordata; Chondrichthyes; Orectolobiformes; Rhincodontidae
Gene: zfyve28
Product: zinc finger, FYVE domain containing 28
Exons: 14
Coding region: 287-3214 (975 amino acids)
Biological process (GO): negative regulation of epidermal growth factor-activated receptor activity
Cellular component (GO): early endosome membrane
Molecular function (GO): metal ion binding
Source: RefSeq, a predicted model, not a curated record